GAGGUUUCUAAUUUUUAUAAUCAUUAUCGUCUUUUGUGCGAAGUAGUCGAUAUUUUAGAGAACGGUGCUUUUAUACUAAUCUACUAAAAACUUUCAUUUACCAGUGAUAUUUUAGUGGCUUUUAUUAAAAUCAUGACUUCAACAGUUCCCAGCGACAGGAACGAAGAACGUCGACGAAGGGUUCUCUUAGGACCUCUGCCAGCUGGGUUCCUGAGGACUGAUGGAGCAACAGACACCCUGGAUACCGAUUACCAAGCUGCCCUCGCUCUGCAACAACAGCUUUGUGGUGCUACGAUGCCACCAGCAAGCCCACCGCUGACAGCUAGACUCAGUGUUACAAUCGCACAAGCCAAACUCGUCAAAAAUUAUGGUCUGACACGUAUGGAUCCGUACGUUCGUCUGCGAGUCGGUCAUUGCAUAUACGAAACUCAAACCGAUCCCAGCGGGGGGAAGACGCCGCGUUGGAACAAGGUUAUACACUGUCUCCUGCCCCCUGGCGUCAACUCAAUCUACCUGGAGAUUUUCGACGAAUGUUCGUUUACUAUGGACGAACUCAUCGCUUGGACGCACAUAACUAUACCACAGGCGGUUCUAAACGGGGAGACCCACGAGGAUUGGUACCCGCUGAACGGUAAGCAGGGCGACGGUAUGGAGGGCAUGAUCAACCUCGUUCUCAGCUAUUCUGUGGGUCCAGCAGCCGUGGCGACGUUCCCACCAGUACUAGUGGUACCCAGCACAGGUGGGCUAGGGUACGCGGCAAUGCCCGUCUACCCGCAGUACCCGAACUACCCACACCCGCAACAACAACAACAACAACAGCAACAGCAACAGCCACAACAGCAACCCAUAACUGCAGAGCAGUUGCAACAGAUCGAAGAGAUGUUCCCGAGCAUCGACAAGGAAGUCAUCAAAUCUGUUCUAGAAGCGAACCGCGGGAACAAGGACGCAACGAUAAAUUCGUUACUGCAAAUGUCUGAAUAAAAUAUA
Melitaea cinxia (Glanville fritillary) is the source of this 987-nucleotide messenger RNA. Its product is annotated as toll-interacting protein-like. Gene Ontology annotation, cellular component: cytoplasm. Gene Ontology annotation, molecular function: ubiquitin conjugating enzyme binding; ubiquitin binding. The record is from RefSeq and is a predicted model, not a curated record. Gene Ontology annotation, biological process: ubiquitin-dependent protein catabolic process. The coding region runs from base 133 to 981 and encodes 282 amino acids. Lineage: Eukaryota; Metazoa; Arthropoda; Insecta; Lepidoptera; Nymphalidae. The transcript has 9 exons.